Molecule: messenger RNA, 1101 nt
Organism: Helianthus annuus (common sunflower)
Lineage: Eukaryota; Viridiplantae; Streptophyta; Magnoliopsida; Asterales; Asteraceae
Product: ATP-dependent DNA helicase pif1-like
Exons: 1
Coding region: 1-1101 (366 amino acids)
Biological process (GO): telomere maintenance; DNA repair
Molecular function (GO): DNA helicase activity
Source: RefSeq, a predicted model, not a curated record
AUGGCAGCAGUGAAUGGUGAUAACGGUGGGAUUUUUUUCCUUUACGGCUAUGGUGGAACAGGUAAAACAUUUCUAUGGAAGACAUUGUCCGCUGCAAUUAGAUCAAAAGGUCAAAUCGUCUUAAAUGUGGCUUCAAGUGGAAUUGCAUCGUUGUUGUUAGAUGGUGGCAGGACUGCACAUUCCAGGUUUCACAUACCUUUGAAUCUUACUGAAGACUCUGUAUGUAAUAUAAAACCAGAAAGUGACGUGUCUAAAUUACUUCAUGAGACGAAAUUAAUAAUUUGGGAUGAAGCACCUAUGGUACACAAACAUGCAUUCGAAGCGCUGGAUAGAACAAUGAAUGACGUUUUCAACAUCGACCCAUCUCUCAAUUCAGACAUCAGGUUUGGAGGUAAGGUAAUUGUUUUUGGUGGCGAUUUCAGACAAAUAUUACCUGUCGUUCCAAACGGUGGAAGACAAGAGAUUGUUAAUGCCUCCUUAUGUUUGUCUUACUUGUGGAGUAAAUGUAAAUUGCUAAGAUUAACAAGAAACAUGAGGUUAACCGUUGGAAGGUCGACGGAAGAAAUUGAAGAAAUAAACAGUUUUGCCAAAUGGCGUUUGGAUUUGGGUGAGGGUAAUGUUGGUGGUCCAAAUGAUGGGGAAGCAACUAUUCAAAUACCACAAGAUCUUCUGAUUACUGAUGAAUCAGACCCAAUUGCAAGUUUAAUUGAUUUUGUUUAUCCAUCAAUCUUGCAAAACAUCAACAACCAUAAUUAUUUUAGUGAGCGCGCUAUACUUGCACCGAAGAAUGAUGUUGUGCAUGAGAUUAAUGACAGGUUGCUAUCAAUGUUUCCUGGUGAAGAAAGAGAGUAUCUUAGCUCUGACAGUCUUUGUCCGACCGAAGAUGUAAAUGCUACACAACAAAGAAUAUACUCUCCGGAUGUGCUCAAUGGACUUAAAAUUUCUGGCUUACCAAAUCAUAGGUUGGUGCUAAAAGUUGGUGUUCCAGUAAUGUUAUUACGAAAUAUUGACCAACGGAAUGGUUUGUGCAACGGUACAAGGCUACAAGUAAAAAAGUUGUACAACCGUGUAAUAGAAGCCGAGAUUGUGACACCCCGUUGA